Messenger RNA from Cuscuta campestris, 1359 nucleotides. The record is from the annotation of a GenBank genome assembly. NCBI's taxonomy places the organism in Eukaryota, Viridiplantae, Streptophyta, Magnoliopsida, Solanales, Convolvulaceae.
GUCGGGUCUGGUAAAAUACUAAACCCACACCCGACUCAACCCGAUGUCGGGUUCGGAUAAAAAAUUUCGGGUUAGGUUCGGAUUAUUUUAUUCUCGGUUUGGGUUUAGAUAUUUUAGUGGUUGGUCGGGUCAGUUAAGCUCGAGUUCGGGUUGAAUUGCCAUAUUUUGGCAGUUAGGGAUGGAGCGUCGUGGAUUGAAGCAGACAUUGACGGACCUGCCAGCUCCUCGUUUCAACCCCUGGAAGAGAGCAGAGCCUCUUUCACUGCCUUGGGAUACACGGGACGAAAGACGGGAUCACUUUGGAAGAUUUGAUCAAUAUGUUCAGGCUAACCAGGGGUUGGAUUUUGUUACUAAAUCUGCGGCCCUUCAGGCUUCCUCUUGUGUAGUAUCUCUGAUUUCGUUUUCUGGUCCCAACCACUUGUUCACUUGCUCUGGGAUUCUAAUCAAAUGUGAUAAUGUUGAUGAUGGUUUCUGUUAUACGAUUUUAACGUCGGCCUCUUUACUUAGAGGUUCCUCCCACAAAUCUGUCUUACCCGAUGACUUAAAGGUGGAUGUCUAUCUAUCUAAUCGCAGCUUAUGUCGAGCUGAAGUAGAGUCAUAUGAUUUCCACUAUAACGUCUGCUCUUUGUCAUUCAAGUCUACUGCAUGCCUUCAAAUUGCUGUCAUUGGAAAUAUUGAUGGCUCCUCUAUGGCUCCAAUGCGCACUCAUAGUUCUAGAUCUUUCCAGCUUGUACCCCACCGUGAGACUGCAGUUGAUCUUUCCUCUCUAAUGGAUGUGAUUGUGUUAGGUCGAUAUCAUGAUCCACCAUACCAUAUUAUGGCUGCUCCUGGCGUGCUCAGGCUCGAAGACAGUGGUUUAGAUUGUGAGGACCUACUCAUGACUAGUUGUCGAAUUACAAAGGUGAUGUUUUGUACUCUCUUUGUCCUAUUUCACUUACCACGUUUUAUCUAAAUUUGUGAGGACUAAUUCAAAUUUGUGGGACAAAUGUAGCGGGACAGUGGCAAUAUAGUUUAUUUCUUUGUUUUUAACCUUUUAGUCCUAAUAUGCAUGCUAAUAAGCCAUUGGUUUCUUUUUUAAUAAGACAAAGUAUGUUUUCUCUUACGUAUUGUAUCAUGAGAUAUUUGCCAAAGGGAACAAGAGUUCAUGUUUAUUUGGUAGGAGUUAGAGCCCAAAUUGUCAAUUAAUGUCAUUUAUAUGUGGAUAUUUUAGAUUGGAAAAAGAUCGAAGAGUCCUAUGAGUAAAGUAGGUCAUGGAACAUGCACAAGGAUCAACAUUGCUUAUAGUUAUUUCUUUUGUUAUUCGUUGGGCAUUUGCCAUGGUUUUUUUUAUUGUUUUGUGUUACAAGCAUAUUGUACUUG